AACCGGGAAGCAGGAAUGUCCUUUAGCAGAAGGAACUGGUCCGAUCUCUCCAGCCUGGCCAGGCAGAGGACCCUGGAGGAUGAGGAGGAGCAGCAAAGAGAGCGCCGGCGAAGGCACCGGAACUUGCUGUCGUCCACAUCCACGGAUGAGGAACCUGCCAGCCCUGUCAAAGACACCAGCCCAGCUGCCAGCAGAUCUCCAUCCCUGCUGAAGCCGCAGUCUCUGGAGGAUGGGGAGGAGCAAAAGCCCUCGGAGGUGCUGAAUGCACAAGAAGGGAGAAGGACGAGGUGCCUCCCGCCUGUGUGUGAAAAACUGAGGCAGGAGAAGGAGGCAGGGGUGGAAGAAAGCUGCCCAGAGAGAGGGCCACAGCCCUGGGGGAAGCAGGAAAGCAGCCGGGCUGCAGAGCGGGCUCAGGAGGCAGCUAAGGGCAGAGGGGAUCUGCCAGGAGACAAAAACCUGGAGCCAGCAUCUGAGAGGAAGGUGGUGGUGAGGGCACGGCUCCAGGACAAAGACCAAGGAGUGUGGACUCCUCGGGGGGAGCAGAGGAAGGAGGCGAAGGAACCACCAGAGGUGGGGAGCUGCCGGCUCCGGGAGGUGAAGAUUCUCACCAGGGUGGGAAACUGCAGCACAGAAGAGAAAACCUCAGCAGUGACCUCAUCUCCAGAGCAGCAGCAGCCAUCCAGGAAUCCCUCAAAGCAGGUAAUCCAGCUGUCCCCUCCCCAAGAUGAGCCUGCAGAAAAGCCAGACCCUUCUUCAACUCAUGUCACCUUCAGCAGCUCCAUCCGACGGGCCAGCCCACGAACCGUCUCCUUUCGGAUCAUCUCCAGGAACCAGAAAGAGAGCCAAAGCCCUCUCACAAGGAGUGCGAGUCUGAGGAUCCCAGGCAGCAAUAGCACCAUUGGGGAGAAGCUGGAAAAGUACAACUCGGCGGUGCAGCGCUCGGAGGGGGUGAAAUCCUCCGUGCCUGUCCAGAAGAGUCGCCUGCUCUCCUCGGAGGGGGUGGCGAGCAAGCGCAACUUCUUCGAGGGAAGCGCUCCCAGCAAGGCGGAGCCGGCGGCUCUCAGGAAGGACAGCCUGAAGAUCCCAGGAUCGGUGACAUCCCGCAUUAAUCUGUGGAUCAGCCGAGCUCAGGAGCCUGCCAAGGAGGAAAACAGCAAGGAAAUCCGGAGAAUCAACAGCCUGGCAAAGCGAGACAUCUGGAUAAAGCAGCCUGGAGACACGUCUGGAGACACCAAGUGCAGCAUCCCGAGCUCGGAGCAGCGGCUGAGGGAGCCGGGUCGGAGCUGCCUGGCAGGGUCUGCUCCUGCACUGGUGACAGCGCUGCCUUAUCAGCGUCCCGGCCCCGAGCCUUUCCCAGACCCCGCCGGCUCCCCGCGCUCCCCGGCAGCACCGGCGCUCAGCACCUUGAUGGGUGCCCAGGUAGCUCGGGUGGAUUUUGGCUGCCCUGGUUCCAGGGAAGUCUCCCAGAUCCCCGUUCCCUGCUCGUCUGCAGGGGACCGCAGGGACGUGACGCCCACGGCCAGCCUGGCCCUGGAUCUCUGGCAGCCCAGGGGGUGGGUUAGUGGUGGGAUGCUCCUGUACCCUGUCAAGCAGGACUGGAGCAGGGACAUGACCCAUUUCUGGAGCAAACGGUGGGAAAGGAGAGCUCCACGUCUGGGCAGCCUGGAGGAAAGCAGAGGAUUAACUCAGCCCGAGAUCUGUGAGCAGCCAGCCCUGAGCUAA
Messenger RNA from Cinclus cinclus, 1722 nucleotides. RefSeq names its product ladinin 1 (gene LAD1). The transcript is spliced from 12 exons. Gene Ontology annotation, molecular function: structural molecule activity. The record is from RefSeq and is a predicted model, not a curated record. NCBI's taxonomy places the organism in Eukaryota, Metazoa, Chordata, Aves, Passeriformes, Cinclidae. Bases 16 to 1722 code for a protein of 568 amino acids.